GAGAGAGAGAGAGAGAGAGAGAGAGAGAGAGAGAGAGAGAGAGAGGAGGAGAGAGAGAGAGAGACACACAUGCACAGAGAGUUAUAUAAUCCUAGCAUGCCUGCUUACGCCACCAACAUGAGGCUGAAGUUUCCCAUCCUGGCUCUGACUCUGGAGAUUAUCACCAUCAUCCUGUUUGCUGUGUUUGUGGUCUACGAUGAUGGGAAACACGGGGGGCACGGAGCCCACAACAACGCCACACACCAUGAGGAGAAGACGGCACAGAAUCCUCUGACCCUCUACCCCAUGUUCCAGGAUAUCCACGUGAUGAUCUUCAUUGGCUUCGGCUUCCUGAUGACCUUUCUGAAGAGAUAUGGCUUCAGCAGCGUGGGCCUCAACCUGCUCCUGGCCGCCUUCGCUCUGCAGUGGGGUCUCCUCAUGCAAGGCCUCUGGCACCUGGACAACGGAAAGAUCAAAGUUUCCAUCUUCAAGAUGAUCAAUGCAGACUUCAGCACAGCCACAGUUCUGAUUUCGUUCGGGGCGGUCCUGGGAAAAACCAGCCCAGUCCAGCUCCUCAUCAUGACCCUCCUGGAGAUCACCAUCUUCGGCAUCAAUGAACAUCUGGUGGCCAAAGUCCUGGGGGCCAAUGAUGUUGGGGCCUCCAUGAUUAUCCAUGCCUUUGGGGCAUACUUCGGUCUGGCAGUGGCCCGCAUGCUGUACAGGCCAGCUCUGAGGAACGGUCAUGAGAACGACGGCUCUGUCUACCACUCUGACCUCUUCGCCAUGAUUGGUACCGUGUUCCUCUGGAUGUUCUGGCCCAGUUUCAACUCCGCCAUCGCAGAACCCGGUGCUGAUCAGCUCAUGGCCGUCACCAACACCUACUUCUCCCUGGCUGCCUGUGUGCUCUCCGCCUACGCCGUCUCUAGCCUGGUGGAGCACAAAGGAAAACUGGACAUGGUCCACAUCCAGAAUGCCACUCUGGCUGGAGGUGUUGCCGUAGGAACCUGCGCUGACAUGAACAUUGGGCCUUUCGGUGCCAUGAUCAUCGGGUUCGUGGCUGGCAUUGUCUCCACCCUGGGCUUCAAGUUCCUCACUCCCAUCCUGGCAUCCAACCUGGGCAUCCAGGACACCUGUGGCGUCCACAAUCUGCACGGCAUGCCUGGCAUCCUUGGGGGUAUCGCUGGCAUUGUGGCUGUUGCUCUGGGCAAGAAGGAUGGGAGCGCAGCCAUGCAGGGUGCAGCCCUGGCCUCAUCCCUUGGGUUCGCUUUGGUUGGAGGAGCCAUGACAGGUCUGAUAAUGAAGCUUCCAUUCUUGGGACAGCCUCCAGAUCAGAACUGCUUUGAUGACUCAAUCUAUUGGGAGGUUCCUGAGGAGGAGGAGGGUGAGGAGAGUCUGGCUCACGGAGACCAUUCCAUGAACAAAGCAGAGGCCUAAAUCUCCCGCCUGUGCUGCACAUACAUUAUCCACAACCCUUUGAGCUAAAGAUGGGAAAGUGAGAGAUCAUGAACCAAACAUUAGACCAUGGGUGUAUCUCAAUUGUCUUAGCUGGCUUCCUCUCCUCGUCUCCUCUCCUACCAGGACUUCCUGCAUCACCUGUCUAAUGUCUUGACCAUCAGUGCAGAAGGAGAGAAGGAGAGGAAGCCAUGUUAUACUAUUGAGAUCAACCCAGGAUGACCAGUGCUGUCAACUUGUCAUUUGUUUUUAUCUACAGCAUAAAUCAUUUGAUUGAUUUGAGACAAAUUGAGAUCAUAUCAAAUCAUAUUUGAAGUGGUUCAUGCUACCUUAUUUACACAUCUCUAAUUCAAUCUGAACAGCAAGGAAGCUCAUGUUACACUUUUCUGUGUAACAAACUACGUCCUCAUUGUCCAUAGAUUUGUAUUAAAUAUUUUCAUUUUUAAUUGAAUAGAAUAGGUCCACUGAAGAUCAUUUGGGAAAGAUGUUGUAGCUCAUUAUAAUUUCAACUAAAGUGGAUGGGUGGGUAGGUGUGUUACAUACAAAACAUGUAUUAUCAGGUCUCAACGCAAUUGAAAUAACAUUGUAAGUAUUUUUGUUUACAGAAAAUGCAAGCAUAGUUUUGGAUUUGUUAGUCUGAAAAUUGAUUUCAACAAAGCAGCAUUUUGAUAUAAAUCACCCUUAAUCAGUUGCAUUGAACCAUUAACUGUUCUUUCACACAUUCGGAGUAAAGAUACUUUCAGGGAUCAUUUUUUUACACUGAAUUUGAUGACCAAUAAUGUGCCCCUGUUCUGAGCCACUAGACACAGUAGAAACACUAUAGAAAUAGUAGAAACAGUAUAUCAAGCUGACAUUCAAUCAUAUCACCAAUCCUCCUCAAAAUGUUAACAGACAUUUGUUUUUCCUCAUUAGUUUUCCUCAUACAUUGUAUAUUUUUCUCGACAAACCUUUUUAUGUCGCCAUCCAAUUGACAUUACCGAUAUUGUGUGCUAAACCUUGUUUCAUCAAGAUAAUCAACUGCUACUUUGGCCUGCUGCAGAGCUAGGCCGCCUCACUGGAGCCCACUACUCCGCCUGGAGAAUCUGAUCCCAGAUCUGUGAUGUAUAAGCAGUAGCUACCCACUAGGAACAGAUUUCAUUUCAACGUUUAGUUUUGAUUUUUUUUAAACGUGAGUGGUCAACUAACGUGAAUUCAACGUGAAAUCAACAACAACAAAAAAAACAUAUCAAUCGAUUUAGGUUAAAAGUUGGGAGACUUUCUGCAAAUCCAACAGUUUUCCACGUUGAUUCGACGUCAUCACAUAGAACAUCACUAGCUUAUGACGUGGAAACAACGUGGUUGAUUCAACCAUUUUUGGCCCAGUAUUCAUCAAGCGUCAGAUGAGGUUUCUUUAUUUCCUUCACUUCUUAUUGUAGCCUCUUAAUGUACAUUGUAGAUAGUUACACAAUGGAUAUAGUUCGUUUCUCUAAAUCCGUGCACCUAGGGCUAGCAAUUGGCACUGAGGAGUGUAUCAGAUUUAAAAAAAGUAUGUAUUUAUAUAUCUCAACCAUUUUGUUGAAUAAAACUAAGGUUAUACGUUAGAAUGCAGGAGGAAAAUAGCCUGCAAUAGUUAUUGUACUAGACCAUUGUUGCAGGGAAAGAUUAAACUGACUACAGAUAUAUAAAUAGCCUAGUAUUUCAUUUGGCUGAUGUAGUAGCCUAUGUGUGAUUUAAACGUAGGCCUAAAGCUUAGAACACCAGCAGUCAAGACUGUUGAAAUGCUUGACAUGACAUUAGCUUUUUUAUGUUGCAGAAAAUGAAUAUGUAUUACACUUUUGUUAGUGUAUAAAUACUAAUACUGGCACUUAUAAAUAUGGUCAUAUACAAUAUCCGAGUGACUCUGUGUGUGGUUUUUGCCAUGACUCCACUGCAUAAUCACCAUCAACAAUAUUUUCAAAACCAGAAAGUUGUGGCUAGUAGAAGGGGUGAUGGAGUGCUGUACCUUUUCCAGGGUCAAGACCCAUGCACUAAUUAAUGUGCAUCCUUUGACCACACAGACAGACGUUUGCCAGGCUGCAGGGUUGAGAGGUCAGGCUUAUUCUGCACAAGGAGCAUUAUAACUGUCACUGAAGGAUUUUGUAGAUUCACGACUUGUGUGUGCAAUAUCCAGUGACUGUAUGACUGUAUCCUAUUAGGGAUAGGUUUUUUCUCUCUUUCUGAUUGAAUGUUGUUUUUGUUAAGAAAAUACAGUGUUAUUGCCUUACCUCUUCCAAGCCGUCAAAAGUAGAAACAUUAUGUGAGCCCGAGGUUUAAAACCAUAGAAAUUGAAUUAUAUUUCUGUUGAAAUCAUUGCGGUGUUCCUUUAAUAAAUCAAUCGUGCAUUGUGGGAUGCAAAAUGGCUCAAUCGUGUUGUCAGCAGAGUAGCCAACUAGCUGUCUCUUACAGGCAUACUGUUACAUUUAUAAAUAAUUACAGUCGAUAAAGCGUUGCUAAUAAUUGUAUAGAGAAUAUCACUUUGAUAAUCAUCAACUUUUUAUUGCCUUUGCCUCUUUUUGUCGAGACAACAGCCACCAUGUCCGCCAAAGUAGACAGAGUGAGAAGUGAGUCCAGCACAAGAAGAGAUGAAAUAAAAAUUACUACUACUGAGUGUGCCACAAGAGGAAAUGACAGAAGUACUGAGUCUGCCACAAGAGAAGACAGAAGAUCCACAAGCACAGGUCAUUUAAUGGUUUAUUGCGAUCACUUAACUGAUAUCACAAGUGUGUGUGCGUGCAUCUACAUUGGAGUCAUGGUGAACAGUCACUGCUCUCUUGUAUUUUUCUGUUGAAGGGAAAGAAAAAACAAAAACGAAACGGAGCCGCAGUAGAUCAUCUUCCUCAUCAUCUUCAUCCUUGUCAUCCGGAUCCUCUUCAUCAUCCUCAUCCCGCUCUUCAUCCCACAGUAGGAGUAGUUCCAGCAGCAGUGAUUCCCACAGCAAAUCCAGAAAGAAUUCUAAGAAAAGGAAAAAGGAAAAACAACACAAAAAGAAAGGGAAAAAGGAGAAGAAGCAUAAACGAAAGAAGGACAAGAAAAUGAAGCUAGAGGAGGAAAGAGCUGGACCUGGACCUAUUCAGAUUUCCAAGUAUUUAAAGGAGAGGAGGAGAAAAGACAAGUACAGCAUGAUCUCAGGAAAGAAGAUCAAAAUGAAAUUGAAGAAGUCAAAGAAAGACAAGCUGAGGGACAAGAAUCGCGCCGAACUGCUUGAGUUCCUCAACUCCACGUUGUAAUGCAAAGGCUGUAACCGUUGGUUACGUUCCAGGACCUUCCACUUUUUUUCCAGAACAGAACUCAGGGAAAGACCACCCUUGUGAUAAAGCUCUGAACGAACAUCCAUUUAAAGGGUUAUUAUUAUCACUGCAAGACAUGUGGGACAUGGCCUGUGUUAUCUCAAAAUGGCAGCAAAUGCCAUGUCUCAGACUUAAGACUUGUAUCUCUUGUAGAAAAAGCGUGCUGUCACUCAUGUGGUUGUCGGCCCCUUUCUUCACCCAGUGGAGGCUGCUGAGGGGAGAACGGCUCAUAAUAAUGGCUAGAACGGAGCAAGUGGAAUGGCAUCAAACCAUGUGUUUGCCGCCUUUAAGCGCUUGAGCCUGCCUGGAGUGAAAGAUGGACGGGUUGACACUUUUCCUUUCGUUCCAUUGAGCCGGGCACAAUCAAACACACAGACAUCAAUUACAAACAGUGUGAAGCACAGGAGGUUGGUGGCACCUUAAUUGGGGAGGACGGGCUCGUGGUAAUGGCUGGAGUGGAAUUCCAAAGAAUUUGAAAGCAAACAGUAUUUGAACCCAGGUCUGAUGAACAAAGAGAUUUUGUUGUAGCGUAAUCUAUCAAAUAUAACAUCAGUCCGGAAUUGCAUUGCGUUUGAUGAUGAUGAUCUAUUUUUUCUAGUUGUUUUAAGGUCCAGAACAGUCCUGCAGCUAAACUCAUGUCCCCUGGAAUUUAGUUAUUGUUAGAUAUAUUGAUUAUCAGAGAAUAAUGUAAAGUAUGUACAAAAGUAUGAUAAUGUAUGCACUCACUAACUGUAAGUCGUCCUGGAUAAGAGUGUCUGCUAAAUGACUAAAAUGUAAAAAUGUAAAUGUAAAUCUGAGACUUGAAACUGGAGGUCAUCCCAUGUAGUACUAUACAUCAAUAUUAUUUUGGAAGAGCUUUUUAUAUUUUGUGAAGCCAACUUGAUGUGGCAAACUGUGACAGUCCACCCAAUAAAACAGCUCUUCUCUAAACAGCAAUAAACUGCUGCUGUUAUAGAGAGACUUUACAAUAGUCAUCCGAAAUGUUCCGAUACAAUAAAGCAUCCAUUCCCA
Molecule: messenger RNA, 5747 nt
Organism: Coregonus clupeaformis (lake whitefish)
Lineage: Eukaryota; Metazoa; Chordata; Actinopteri; Salmoniformes; Salmonidae
Gene: rhag
Product: Rh associated glycoprotein
Exons: 15
Coding region: 70-1413 (447 amino acids)
Biological process (GO): ammonium transmembrane transport; ammonium homeostasis
Cellular component (GO): plasma membrane
Molecular function (GO): ammonium channel activity
Source: RefSeq, a predicted model, not a curated record